AUGGACGACGCGGAAUUGAGAGCUAUAAGAGAGGCUCGUAUGGCCGAGCUACAAAAAAACGCAGCUAGCGGUAUCGGCCCAGGAUCUUCUCAACAGCUGCAGCUGCUGCUGCAGCAGCAAUCUGCAGCUAAUGAUAUGGCGGCCACUAUUUUGGGAAGGGUUUUAAAUAAUGAAGCUAGGGAAAGGCUAAGUAGGGUUAGAAUGGUACGCCCUGAUAGAGCACAAGCAGUUGAGGAGUAUAUCAUCAAACUAUACUCAAUGGGCCAGAUAAAUGGCAAAUUAUUAGAAAAGGAUAUUGUUAAUAUUUUAGACGGAUUGAGCAGAGAUUUGCAGGCAAAGAAGCAAACUAAGAUUGUAUAUAAUCGGAAACAACUUGACGACGAGGACGAUGAUGAUUUUUUUGACUGA
Messenger RNA from Lodderomyces oxycetoniae, 408 nucleotides. RefSeq lists its product as uncharacterized. The coding region runs from base 1 to 408 and encodes 135 amino acids. The transcript has a single exon. Gene Ontology annotation, cellular component: cytosol; nucleus. Gene Ontology annotation, molecular function: DNA binding. The record is from RefSeq and is a predicted model, not a curated record. NCBI's taxonomy places the organism in Eukaryota, Fungi, Ascomycota, Pichiomycetes, Serinales, Debaryomycetaceae.